This is a messenger RNA of Vicia villosa (hairy vetch), 779 nucleotides long. RefSeq names its product acyl carrier protein 1, chloroplastic-like. Bases 127 to 540 code for a protein of 137 amino acids. The transcript is spliced from 4 exons. Gene Ontology annotation, molecular function: phosphopantetheine binding; acyl carrier activity. The record is from RefSeq and is a predicted model, not a curated record. Lineage: Eukaryota; Viridiplantae; Streptophyta; Magnoliopsida; Fabales; Fabaceae. Gene Ontology annotation, biological process: fatty acid biosynthetic process.
CAAACCAAAAACACUCUCUACUUAUAAAUACAUUCCUCACUAUUUUUCCACUCAUUUUUGUAUCAUUUCAUUUUCAACACUUUGUACCCUCCGUCCCUCUUUAGAUCUCAGAUCUCUCUCUCUCCAAUGGCAUCCAUCACCGGAACCUCCAUGUCCCUCCUCUCCAACAAAUCCAUGGUUUCUUGUACCAGGAUCUCUGGUCCAAAUUCAGUUUCAUUCUCAAUUAAGGGUGCAAGGUUUCCAUCUAUUACUUUUCAACCAAGAGGGCUUCGGUUUCAAGUUACAUGUGCGGCUAAACCAGAGACUGUGCAGAAGGUGUGUGACAUUGUCAAGAAGCAAUUGGCUCUGGCUGACGGUACGGAUGUUACCGGAGAGUCUAAAUUUGCUGCUCUUGGAGCCGAUUCUCUUGACACGGUUGAGAUUGUGAUGGGACUCGAGGAAGAAUUUGGCAUUAGCGUGGAAGAAGAAAGUGCUCAGAGCAUCACCACUGUCCAAGAAGCUGCUGACAUGAUCGACAAGCUUCUUGAGACCAAGGCUUAAACCAGCUAAGAGGAGGACUUAACAUGUCCAUUUUGGAGUGUCUUUUUGUUUUGUUGCUAUAUGAUAUUUGGCGUGUCGGUUUAAUUAAACUUCAUGUAACUGCUAGAUCUUUUCUGGGCCAUAUUAGGAUUACAAUAAUGUUAGUUUUAAUCUUAAUUUUGUAGAACUUAUGUCUCUUUCUUUACAUGUUAAACAGAAUUUGCUCUUAUAAGUCACAAGUAUUUGCUAUUUUGAGAUAA